UCACUUUUUCAUCGUGGAAGACCGAAUGCAGGGAUGAGCCUCACAGGCCAGGCAGUUCCCGUUCAUCAGGCUAACUUUAACCAGAGUGGUCCAACAGCGCCCCUUCUCAGCGUUAAUACAGAGAGGAACACACCAUCAACUUCACAGAUCCCCUUCGCAGCAGCCCCUAUAUACAACCUUCGCCCGUUCACUCGAAGGGGCCCAAGGAACAAGAGGUUCCACGCACAGUUAAGCAGUUCUGUGGCUCAUCCCUUCACCAGAGAGGUAAUUCUCCUGCCAGACCAUACAUAUACAGAUGUGCCAAGGCGUGCCAGGAAAGCUUGGCUUUUUGAAAAUGGACAUAUAAAAUCUGCCUUGGAAUUUGGCUGUGACUGGGACUCCGACAAAGUAAUGCAGGCAAUUAUGGCAGCCUUCCAGACAAUUGUGGAGGGAUGCAGGUUACAGAUCUUGAUGCCAUGCCACAACAAACUACUUGAGCCAUCCCUUACCUCCAAUCAGACUUUGAGUGGAGCCCUUGUCAAAAAACUGUUUCAUCAGAAGUCCAUUUAUGUCAGGCCUGACAAGGUCAUUUUAAGUGAGGAAAAAGAAUCCUCAUGUUCUGAUGAGGACAGUAGCCAUACAAACAGCCGUGAUGUCUCAGAAAUAUCGGACACUGACAAAUGUGGUAAAUAUUUUUAUCUACAUUCAUGCAAAGAAAUUUAAAUGAUGUUGGUUCUGUCACGACUGGUUGUGCAAGGUAAUUGGGAUUGGACCCAAAUGCAGAUAGAGGAGGCAGCAGGAGGAUUUUUUAGAUAUAGAGGAGUAAUGUCUACCUGAGCAGAAUGAAGUCUCUCUCCCUCUGUGUGUGUUGGAAUCAGAGAUUCUCUUUGCUUUGUUGACAUAGCCGGGCCGGCCGUAUUUGCUCAAAGUGACGGACUGUAGCUUUAAUGGAUGAUAAAGUGGUGGAAUCCGAUUGUGUAUUGGGCUGUAGCAUAUAUUUGUUCAGCUUUAAUCUGAGAGGGACAAAACACAGGAGCCAGCAACUAAAGAUGGAAAAUAUAUUUGAAGAUUUAAAAAAUAUAUCAAAGUGAGAGACAUGAUUGUAAACUCAUAAUCUGAAUCCAGAUUAUUUAAUGUGUUUGGGGACUUAAGGGUUGAAUAGAGUAGAUUUUAAAUUGUAGACAUCUUUGGGUCUCGGCUCAACAGCAUUCAGUGACUUUAUUGCAGCUACUUCAACAAAUGUAGUCAAUUUAAACACAGUCAGUGAAAUGCUGUUAAAACCUGUUAAGACUAUACGUAGCCUAUUUAACUUUCAAACUCCAUU
Sebastes umbrosus (honeycomb rockfish) is the source of this 1303-nucleotide messenger RNA. RefSeq lists its product as uncharacterized. The transcript has 4 exons. The record is from RefSeq and is a predicted model, not a curated record. Lineage: Eukaryota; Metazoa; Chordata; Actinopteri; Perciformes; Sebastidae. The coding region runs from base 34 to 702 and encodes 222 amino acids.